AAUUGGACAAGUAACCAGUUUGCUUUGCAGGCCUGCAUGGUGUCAGGUAAAACAGGAGGCAGCUUUCCCUGUUUGGUCUGGAACUGUUUCCUGAGAAAUGCAGGCAGUGGCAGCAGCAUAGAAGAGCAGCUAACAGGACAGCAUUUAUCCUCUGCUGCCUUCUCUCUCUAACAGACACACAAAGACUGAGGCAACCACCCGGCUGUUCAACCAGCUCAGCUUCAACAAGAUCCUUGGAAACAGAAGAUUAAGAUCCAGCGCAUGAGUUUUGUACGGAUAACUCUCCGGGAUAAAAGGGGUGAAGGCACCUUCUACUAGUGACUUCAUGGCUUAUAGUAAAGUGUGUGACGCCCAGACUGGGCCACUGGAUGGAGAAGUUCUGCACCGCUCUGGAUCCUUGGAACUUGACUGGGACCUGGACAAGGAGGAGCUACAGGAAGCAGGAACAAGCGGCGACCGCACGCAGACGCAGCACAGCGACUGUCAGAGAUCAGGUUGCUCAGAUCCUGGUCCGGAUCCUGACCCUGAGUUCCUGGAACCGAUGCCGAACUCGGUCUCAGUUUCACCUCAUGGACGAUUCGAACGACUCCAAGAAGAUCCCAACUACAUCUCUCACUUCACCAGGUCCGCCGGCCACAAAGGGCAAAGGAGACUUCACGGUUUCAUACUCAGAUACUUUCUUGCCGGUUUGGGAAUAUUUCUCGUUGGUAUCUUGGUCGGCUGGUUCACCCACACACCUUCAAAACCUGCAUCUCCUCCUUUACCUGAAAGCCCUGACCUGCUUGAAGAGCUGCUGCGAGGAAUCAAAGCUGAGAAGAUAAAUGCCCUCCAAAAGUCCUUCUCCAGUCUUCCAGAUGACAGUGAAGAAUCCAGAGCCAGGUACCUGUACCAGCAGUGGGUAGGACUUGGCUUGACUGAUGUCCACCUCUACAAUUACACGGUUCUGCUCAGCCUGCCUGGAUCCACACCAAACACCAUCACUGACAGAUCCAGCCACCAGUGUUUCCUUCCCAGUGGGACCCCAUGUGACCAGCGGGGGCCCCCAGACCUGCUGAAGGAGCAGUUCUCCUAUGCAGCCUACUCUGCAGUGGGCAGCGUGCAGGGAGAGCUUGUGGAUGUCCAAUACGGCAGUGUGGAAAAUUUGAGAAGAGCGAAAGACUCCCUGAACCUCACAAACCAGAUUGCUGUGGUCAAGCUUGGUCAAGCACCUUUAUUAUAUAAGCUGUCGCUCCUUUCUGACUUUGGUUUCCGAGGUGUUCUUCUCUACAUCGAUCCCUGUGAUGCUCCGCCUGGCCGAAGCUUUAGGCAUGAGGCCUUCAGAGUUACCUUAAACUCUGGAGGAAACCCUUCCUUUGCUGGGUCUGGAGGGAGUCUUACAUCUCUGCUGGUUCAGCCCAUCUCCGCCUUCCUUGCCAAGACUUUAUUGUCCUCCUCAUCAGUGGGACAGGAAGCAGAUGCCUGCACUCCUUUAUCUAUGCCUCCCAACACAGAUGGAAAGAAGAUUACUCUGACUAUAGGAAACCAGAUGACCUAUAAGAAGAUUUACAACGUUGUUGGAUACUUGAAAGGAAAGAAGAAUCCAGAUCGCCACCUUCUGGUUGGCAGUCGCCAUGACGGUAACCGGGGAGGUGGGACUUCAGCCAUUACGACUCAACUGAUCGCAGCGCUAACGGAGCAAACCAAACAGGGAUGGGUGCCGGACCGAACCACUGUGUUCUGCUCCUGGGGAGGCACGGCCCUGGGGAACAUUGGCUCCUACGAAUGGGGAAAGGAUAACAGCGUCGUCCUUCAAAGCAGCGCUGUGGCCUACGUGAGUCUGAACUCUCCAGUUCGAGGGACGGAGACUCUUGGAGCCACAGCAUCUCCGACUCUGCUGCAGCUCACUUCAGACAUUCAGAGGAGACAAUUACUGAGCUGCAUCCGUGGAGGAAACUGUCCUGGACCCAAUGUCAGCUCUCUGCAGUUGCCUGGAGAUGCAAGUUUCUUUGCCAAUGAGCUGGCCGUGCCCACCAUGGAGUUUGCCUUUGAGCGAACCAAAGCAGGGAGUACAGAGGCCGACAGUUUUCUGUCAGAGGCCCAAUUUUCUGCCGAGUCACCAGAAACCAUCGAUCCAUUGUUCAAGUUCCACGAAACCAUCGCCAAGGUAAGGCUGUUGCUGGUUGCAGAGUUUGCACUUCACAUGGAGAUUUGCAGAGAGGAACCAGGGGAUGGAAAUAACUCUGCAGGAGUCGUGUUCCUAAAUCUGUUCUCACAUAAGAAUGCAAGAUGGCCGCCCCUGCUGUCAUCGGCCUCCUCUCUCAGAGACCAUGCAGCAUUCUUCCAGUCGGAAGCAAUGCGUCCAGCCAAUGACCCCAAAGAGCGGGACCCCUCCCACGUACGGAUGCUGAAUGAUGUGCUGCGCGAUCUGGAAAAGAGCUUCAUCGUCCCACAGACGCCGCCUGGAGUGUACAGGAAUUUACUUUACAGCCUCCCAGGAAAGACGACUCAGUUCUCCAUUCUCAAGUUCUCACAGGAAGUGGCCCUGCAUUGCAGCGUGGCCAGCAAGGCAGCGAGGCACUACUCUCUCAAUAAGGAAGCACUUUGCCACAGUGCCAGGAACCAAUCCCUGUCCCUGAUCCUCAGGGCCCUGCACUCAUCCGACAGGCUCAUCACCUUUGGGCUAGACUUGUUUGAAAAUUACCCAAGUGGCACAAAAUGAUUCCAAUGCAGGGACAUGAAGACAUAAACCUUUACCAAAUUCAUUCUGCUGUUCAGGAAAAACUAAUGAUUCCUGUUCAUUUUUAAAAAUCAAA
Cyprinodon variegatus (sheepshead minnow) is the source of this 2792-nucleotide messenger RNA. It is a transcript of the gene naaladl2, whose product is annotated as N-acetylated alpha-linked acidic dipeptidase-like 2. Lineage: Eukaryota; Metazoa; Chordata; Actinopteri; Cyprinodontiformes; Cyprinodontidae. The transcript is spliced from 18 exons. The coding region runs from base 326 to 2698 and encodes 790 amino acids. The record is from RefSeq and is a predicted model, not a curated record.